GGGUGGCCACGUGAGGGCUGUUUACGGAAAGGCAGUGGCUCUGAUGCCUCUGAAAAGGCAGCUCCUCUUCACGGGGAAGGUUUUUGUGUUUUUGGCCGUCAGUGAGAACGUACCUCAGGAACCUGGGGAAGGCGGGACACGUCGCUCUCCCAUGUGACUGAGCUGGAGGGACACCUGCCUUCGUUGGAACCAGUCUUUCUUCUUUUCACCUGGACUGUUUGCUUCCCUCUUAGCCAUGGAACAGGAGGAGGACGCCGGCCCAGAGGCUGGCGUCUGUCUGGGCCCUACCCUGCACUCCUGGUGGCUGCAGGUGACGGAACAGCACACGCAGUCCCCCAUGCUUGCAGGGAUGGCGAUUGGAGCCCUCCUGGCCCUGACCCUCGUUGGCAUCACCGUCUUUUUUGUGUACAGGAGGGUGAACAGACUCCGACAAGUGCAGCCCACCCCCCAGUACAGGUUCCGGAAGAGAGAUAAAGUGAUGUUCUACGGCCGGAAGAUCAUGCGGAAGGUGAGCACACUCCCCAACACACUUGUGGGGAGCACGGCCGCCCCCCGGCAGCGGGUGAGGAAGAGGACCAAGGUGCUGUCUUUGGCCAAAAGAAUCCUGCGUUUCAAGAAGGAAUACCCAACCCUGCAGCCAAAGGAACCGCCCCCCUCCCUGCUGGAGGCCGACCUCACGGAGUUUGACGUGAAGAAUUCUCAUCUGCCGUCGGAAGUUUUGUACAUGCUGAAAAACGUUCGGGUCCUAGGCCACUUCGAGAAGCCGCUGUUCCUGGAACUCUGUAAGCAUAUGGUCUUCGUGCAGCUGCCCGAAGGGGCGCAUGUCUUCCGGCCGGGCGAGCCGGACACCAGCAUUUACGUGGUGCAGGAGGGGCGGCUGGAGGUCUGCGUCCAGGACGCGGACGGCACGGAGGUGGUGGUGAAAGAGGUCGUCGCUGGGGACAGCGUCCACAGCCUGCUCAGCAUCCUGGACGUCAUCACCGGCCACACCGCACCCUACAAGACCGUGUCUGCCCGUGCCGCCGCCCCAUCCACCAUCCUCAGGCUUCCGGCGGUGGCUUUCCAAGGAGUGUUUGAGAAGUACCCCGAAACCCUGGUCAGGGUGGUGCAGGUCAUCAUGGUGCGGCUGCAGAGGGUCACCUUCCUGGCUCUGCACAGCUACCUGGGCCUGACCGCGGAGCUCUUCAACCCGGAGAGCCAGGCCAUCCCCCUCGUGUCUGUGGCCAGCGUGGCUGCGGGCAAGACCAAGAGGCAGGCGAGCUGCGGCCCGGAGGAGCCCGGUGACCCAGCAGACCGUGGGGGCAGCCGGGCAGCCGCCUCCGGGCCGCUGCUGAAGAGGAGCCACUCCGUCCCGCUGCCGUCCGUCCACGAGAUCUCAGACGAGCUCGGCAAGGCCCAGGCCGGCGACCAGGCCCCUGUGGCUCCACCAGGUGCCACCCCAGACCCACGGAUGGCUUAUGACUGUGCCCGGGCUCCCCUGCACGCAGAGGAGCGCCCCGGGAACACUGCGGCCAGUAAGCCCAGGAAGAGCGUGGUCGUCACAGAGACCCCCUCUGCCGUCUUCCACUACUCGGACGGCAGCCCAGACGAGACAGUCGCGAGCUCAAAGACAGAUGCCAUCUUCAGAGCCGCCAAGAAGGACCUGCUGACCCUGAUGAAGCUGGACGACCCUUCGCUGUUAGACGGCCGGGUGGCGUUUCUGCAGGUCCCAGGGGGCACGGUGGUGUCCAGGCAGGGAGACCAGGACGUGAACGUCAUCUUCGUGGUCUCGGGGCUGCUGCACGUGUACCAGCGCCAGGUUGACAGCGAGGAGGACAGCUGCCUGUUCGUCACACGGCCCGGGGAGCUGGUGGGCCAGCUGGCCGUGCUCACGGGCGAGCCGCUGAUCUUCACCAUCAGGGCCAACCGCGACUGCAGCUUCCUGUGCAUCUCCAAGGCCCACUUCUACGAGAUCAUGCGGAGGCAGCCGAACGUCGUCCUGGCCGUCGCGCACACGGUCGUGAAGCGCAUGUCGUCCUUCGUGCGGCAGAUCGACUUCGCCCUGGACUGGAUGGAGGUGGAAGCCGGGCGCGCCGUGUACAGGCAGGGGGACAAGUCGGACUGCACGUACAUCGUCCUCAGUGGCCGGCUGCGCUCGGUGAUCCGCCAGGACGACCUCAAAAAGCGCCUGGCCGGGGAGUAUGGCCGGGGAGACCUCAUUGGCGUGGUGGAGACGCUCACCCACCAGCCCAGGGCGACCACGGUGCAUGCUGUGCGCGACUCCGAGCUGGCCACGCUGCCGGCCGGGGCCCUGACGUCCAUCAAGCGCCGGUACCCACAGGUUGUGACUCGGCUGAUCCAUCUCCUGGGCGAGAAGAUCCUGGGCGGCCUCCAGCAGGGGACUGCGCCCGGUCACCAGUUCGGGCUGCAGUCCGUGGGCAGCAAGUGGGACUCCGGGAACCCUGCCAGCAACCUGUCCACGGUGGCCAUCCUGCCCGCGUCCGAGGACGUGCCCCUCACCGCCUUCGCCCUGGAGCUCCGGCACGCCCUCAGCGCCAUCGGCCCAGUCCUGCUGCUGACCAGCGACAACAUAAAACAGCGCCUCGGCUCUGCGGCUCUGGACAGUAUCCAUGAGUACAGGCUGUCCAGCUGGUUGGGGCAGCAGGAGGACAUCCACAGGAUUGUGCUCUACCAGGCAGACGGCACGCUCACGCCCUGGACCCAGCGCUGCAUCCGGCAGGCGGACUGCAUCCUCAUCGUGGGCUUGGGGGAGCAGGAGCCCACCGUGGGCGAGCUGGAGCGGAUGCUGGAGAGCGCGGCCGUGCGUGCCCAGAAGCAGCUGAUCCUGCUGCACCGGGAGGAUGGACCCGCGCCCGCACGCACCGUCGAGUGGCUCAACAUGCGCAGCUGGUGCUCCGGUCACCUGCACCUGCGCUGCCCCCGCCGCGUGUUCUCCCGGAGGAGCCUGCCCAAGCUGGUGGAGCUGUACGAGCGGCUCUCCCAGAAACCCCCAGACCGGCACUCGGACUUCUCACGGCUGGCGCGGGUGCUGACGGGAAACGCCAUCGCGCUGGUGCUCGGAGGAGGCGGAGCACGAGGCUGCGCCCAGGUCGGUGUCAUCCGAGCCCUGACGGAGUGUGGCAUUCCCGUGGACAUGGUCGGAGGGACGUCCAUUGGGGCCUUCAUGGGCGCCCUGUAUGCCGAGGAGCGGAACUACAGCCAGAUUCGGAUCCGGGCCAAGCAGUGGGCUGAGGACAUGACGUCAGUGGUGAAGACUGUGCUGGACCUGACCUACCCCAUCACCUCCAUGUUCUCUGGCGCCGGCUUCAACAGCAGUAUCUGCAGUGUCUUCCAGGACCGGCAGAUUGAGGACCUGUGGCUCCCCUACUUCACCAUCACCACGGAUAUCUCAGCCUCAGCCAUGCGGGUCCAUACGGAUGGCUCCCUGUGGAGGUACGUGCGCGCCAGCAUGUCCCUGUCGGGCUACAUGCCCCCGCUCUGCGACCCCAAGGACGGACACCUGCUGAUGGACGGGGGCUACAUCAACAACCUGCCAGCGGACGUGGCCAGAUCGAUGGGGGCAAAGGUGGUGAUCGCCAUCGACGUGGGCAGCCGGGAUGAGACGGACCUCACCAACUACGGCGACGCACUGUCUGGGUGGUGGCUGCUGUGGAAGCGCUGGAACCCCUUGGCCACCAAAGUCAAGGUGUUGAACAUGGCGGAGAUCCAGUCGCGCCUGGCCUACGUGUGCUGCGUGCGGCAGCUGGAGCUGGUGCGGAGCAGCGACUACUGUGAGUACCUGCGCCCGCCCAUCGACAGCUACGGCACCCUGGACUUCGGCAAGUUCACCGAGAUCUGCGAGGUGGGGUACCAGCACGGGCGCACGGUGUUCGGCAUCUGGGCGCGCGGUGGUGUGCUGGAGAAGAUGCUGCAGGACCGGCAGGGCACGAGCAAGAUGAAGGCAGGCGAUGUGAGUGCCCAGCGGGCACCCCUCUCCCUGUCUCCUCCUGUGACCUGUCCUCCUCUGAGCCACCCCAGACAGGUCCCCACCUGCCCUAAUGCCUCCUUCACCGACCUCGCAGAGAUCGUGUCGCGCAUCGAGCCGGCCAAGGUGGCCGUGGUGGACGACGAGUCCGACUCGCUGACCGAGUGCGAGGAGGGGCUGGCGGACGGCUCCCAGGACGCCUACGCUGACUUCCAGAGUGCCCCGGCCGACGAGGGCUCUGACUUGGAGGACGAACCCUCGCUUCGCCAGCAACACGCCCGUCUGGAUUCCCCCAGACCGCCCCAGGAUGCCUCGGCCCCCUGGCGCUCUGACCUGAACCGGUAGAGGCCUCCUCCGAGGCCCCUGAAGCCAGCCAGCCUGUGGGCCUGUGCCGGACACCACGGCUCUGGGGGCAGGGGACCUAGCUGGGCCAGGGGCUGCACUGGCGUGGCUGCCUCCCCUCACUGGCACCCCUGGCCACACAGUGGCUCUGGGAGCCGCCGGCCCGGCGAGUCCCAGGGCCCCUGGGAGACACCAGAGUCCAGAUGCUCCCACCUCGCUCGUCAAUAAAGGCAGAUGCGACUGUG
Molecule: messenger RNA, 4551 nt
Organism: Artibeus jamaicensis (Jamaican fruit-eating bat)
Lineage: Eukaryota; Metazoa; Chordata; Mammalia; Chiroptera; Phyllostomidae
Gene: PNPLA7
Product: patatin like phospholipase domain containing 7
Exons: 35
Coding region: 236-4309 (1357 amino acids)
Biological process (GO): lipid metabolic process
Cellular component (GO): endoplasmic reticulum
Molecular function (GO): phosphatidylcholine lysophospholipase A1 activity
Source: RefSeq, a predicted model, not a curated record